GCCGGAGCCCCGCUCGCCGCUGCGGAGCCGGAGGAACCGGACGGGGCCGCGGAGCCGGGCCGGGGCCGGGGGCUGCGCCGGGGCCGGCGGCGAGCGGGGUGAACUACAGAAAGUGACUCUUACAGCAUCUUAGCUCUAUGAACUCUUGAGCUGUCAAGGGACUGAGAGGCUUAUGAAGAGGUUCUGUCAAGCAAAACAGCUCUUAUCAAAGACACCAAGGAGGAGGGAAAAGGAGAAAGAAAGAGAGAGUUGAAACAGUAACAAAUCAUGAGAUCUAUCCGAUCUUUUGCUAACGAUGACCGCCAUGUUAUGGUGAAACAUUCAACCAUUUAUCCAUCUCCAGAAGAACUUGAAGCUGUCCAGAACAUGGUAUCAACAGUAGAAUGUGCCCUUAAACAUGUGUCUGACUGGAUGGAUGAAAAGAACAAGUCUGUAAAAUGUGAGGGUGAUGUGGAAGCAAAAGAGGAAGCUGCAGAAAGCAAUGCCAAGGAUCAAAGUGGUCGGACCUUGUGUGGUGUUAUGAGAAUUGGCUUGGUUGCAAAGGGUUUGCUGAUAAAAGAUGAUAUGGAUUUGGAGCUGGUUCUCAUGUGCAAAGAAAAACCCACAAAGACCUUACUAUGUAUAGUCAAAGACAAUCUCCCCAUUCAAAUUCAGAAACUUACAGAAGAGAAGUAUCUCGUGGAGGAGCAUGUAAAUGAGGCAGCUAUUAUUAUUCGUAACACAAAGGAGCCCAAGCUAACCUUGAAGGUGAUACUUACGUCCCCUCUCAUUCGAGAUGAAGCAGAGAAGAAGGAAGGAGUAGACAGUGUUGCGAUGAAAGAUCCUCCGGACUUAUUGGACAGGCAGAAAUGCCUGGAGGCCUUGGCGUCUCUGCGGCACGCCAAAUGGUUUCAGGCCAGGGCAAAUGGACUAAAAUCAUGUGUAAUUGUGCUUCGUAUUCUGCGGGAUUUGUGCAACAGAGUCCCCACAUGGGCACCACUGAAAGGAUGGCCACUCGAGCUUAUAUGUGAAAAAUCUAUAGGUACUUGUAAUAGACCUUUGGGCGCUGGGGAAGCAUUACGACGAGUGAUGGAGUGCUUGGCAUCUGGAAUUCUGCUUCCCGGAGGCCCUGGUCUGCAUGACCCCUGUGAACGGGAGCCAACAGAUGCUUUGUCUGAUAUGACAGUUCAGCAAAAAGAAGCCAUUACGCACAGUGCUCAGCAUGCCCUCAGAUUAUCAGCCUUUGGUCAGAUUUAUAAGGUUUUGGAAAUGGAUCCCCUCCCAUCAAAUAAAUCAUUUCAGAAAUAUUCCUGGUCAGUAGCUGACAAAGAAGGUACAGGCUCAUCUGCUCUCAAGAGACCAUUUGAAGAUGGUGUUGGGGACGAUAAAGAUCCAAAUAAAAAGAUGAAGCGUAAUCUGAGGAAAAUACUAGAUAGUAAAGCAAUAGAUCUCAUGAAUGCUCUGAUGAGGCUGAACCAAAUCAGGCCGGGGCUUCAGUAUAAGCUGCUGUCCCAGUCUGGUCCAGUCCAUGCCCCAGUCUUCACAAUGUCUGUAGAUGUUGAUGGUACGACAUAUGAAGCAUCAGGACCUUCUAAGAAAACAGCCAAGCUCCAUGUGGCAGUGAAGGUUUUACAAGCAAUGGGUUAUCCAACUGGUUUUGAUGCAGAUGUUGAAUGUGUAAGUUCUGAUGAAAAAUCAGAUAAUGAAGGUAAAAAUGAAACAGUGUCUUCAAUCUCAAGCAAUAAUACUGGAAAUUCUACAGCUGACACCUCUGCUACCCUAGAGGUAAGAACUCAGGGUCCUAUACUGACAGCAAGUGGUAAAAAUCCGGUGAUGGAGCUCAAUGAAAAAAGAAGAGGUCUGAAGUAUGAGCUCAUCUCUGAGACAGGUGGAAGCCAUGACAAGCGAUUUGUGAUGGAGGUAGAAGUAGAUGGCCAGAAAUUCAGAGGUGCAGGCCCAAAUAAGAAAGUAGCAAAAGCAAGUGCUGCAUUAGCAGCACUUGAGAAACUGUUUUCUGGACCUAAUGCAGCAAACAACAAGAAAAAGAAAAUUCUUCCUCAGCAGACUAAAGGAGUUGUCAAUACAGCUGUUUCUGCAGCAGUCCAGGCUGUGCGAGGUAGAGGACGAGGUGCUUUAACAAGAGGUGCAUUUGUUGGGGCAGCUGCUGCUACUGGAUACAUAACGCCAGGCUAUGGAGCACCGUAUGGAUAUAGUACAGCUGCACCAGCUUAUGCCAUAUGCACUUGUAUAAAAUAAGCAGAAAUUUAAUGACUGUAAGCUGAGAUCGUGAUAAAAAAGCCAUUUGGAAUGGCUGGCAAGACAGCCCAGGAACCUCACUCAUUCAUGAUGGAACUUGAGCAAAACACUGAUGUGCUGAAGUGUCACUCAUGUGAGUUUCACACAUGCCUAAUACAUGGGCAUUUGAGAGAAUAGUUACGGACUAAAUUCUAAGAGUAGCUUUUAACUUAACUGAGAUACUAGGCUAUUAUUUGAUGAUAAUUUGAUGAUUGGAUAACAGCUGCUUGAUCAAUUUUGUAACAACCACUGUUAUUCUAAGGCAGAAAUAGAAUCUGCUUUCUUUUGCAUAAAUACUUGCUCAUUUCCUUUUUAAAAGACAUCUCGUGGGAGCAUGGUCUGAAGUGCCUUUUCUGUGAGCUUGAGGUCUGCUAUUUGAUGGUUACUGAGCUUUGUCUUUCUGGAUAUACCCAGUAGUAAAAUGUGGAAACUGGUUCCAUGUGCUUUGUAUAGCUGCUAUCUUUGUCAAUUUGUAGUAACAUGUCUGUGACGCAAAAAAUGUUAUUUUAUAGUUUGAACUUCUGGUUCACGGAAAAGAAAGUAUUCUGGAAAAGUACCUUUCAACUGCUACAUAUAAAUAGGACAUUUGGGAAAGUCUGUAUCUAUUCAGUUUCCACCUUAACUCUAGUUUUAGCUAACCAGACGCUAGUGUGUAUUUUGGGAGAUGAUGUCUGGCACUUAAAGGAUUAAAAGAAACCCGAACUUUACAAUGAAAAGUUGGCUUAUCUAGUGUGUUAUCUAGAUUGGAGAUAAACAGUAUUUACAUUGACUUCAGAAGAAAAAUGUAAACUUGAGUGGCCUGGUUGGUUGACAGUGAGAGAAGUAAAGCUAUUUACAGAAUCAAAAGAUUAAAACACAGACUGUUCCAUUGUUAAAAUAGCAUUUAUUUGCCUUUAGCUGCUCUUGAGUACAAACCCGUAAUCAUGCAGGGCAUUUACUUUCCCUUUAUAACAAUUUGGGUUUCAUGGAACUGUGUGAGGGAGAAAAGUAUAACCAGCCUGCUGAGUAAUCCAUGCAGGACAGCAGUCUUCACUGAUGGAAAUCCCUAGAUACUGUACACUGCUAACCAUUCUUCACCAUUUUCCUUCCUAAUGGGUGAGUGGCAGCUGGAAUGCUUGUCAAUUUGCCCAGAUAUGAAACUGUAUUUUGAAGAAAUUAGAUAUUUUUUACAAGGGAACUUAAAUCCUGCUUUGCCAGCCAUGGGAGAUUUCUACAGGCAUGUUCUAUCUAGAGAAGGCUUUAAAACUGGAAUGACUGGGAAGGGCACUGCUGUCUUGAGCUGGUGUUUUAACUGUACAUUAUACAAACACUAUAUAAAAAUCUGCAUAAACCUUUUUGAGAUCUAUUCCAUCACCAUCCUGUGCUUGAAAGCCUGUAUGUUACAGAACCAGAAUUGCAUGACAGUGAAAAGACUUGGCUAGAUGAAAGCAUGAUACACAAUGCUUCCUGCCACCGUGUCCUCCCUCUGCCAGGGCUUGCUGUCUUCCUUAAGCACACAUUCAGGAGUUGGAACAUGGUGACCUUAUUCCUGGGCACUGAGCCACACAAAUGGAGGGAGGCCAGCCUCUACCCAUGAAGGGUCUGUAUAAUGUGCAGCCUCUGUUGCUGAAGCAGUUUCUGUUGGACACAGUACACAGUCCAAUUCUCACAAAGACAAUUUAGUGCCUGGGUAGGUGGUUCCUAAUCUGUCUAAUUUGUUGUCAUGUAGCCAAUGUGAGUUAAUAAAAUGAUUCAGCAAUUAUCAUGGCUCCUGCUGAAUGUGCUGUCAGCGCUGCUGCUGUAAAUUUCACUGCACUUCCUUAAAUACCCUUGCUCUUGUAAAUACUGUGCAAACCACAGCCUCUUCUGAAUUUCCUUCUAGCAUCCUUGUAAAUAACUGAUUCUGUUGAAUUACAAAAUUUUCGGUAUGUUUCUAGAUUCUUGAAAGCUUUUAAUCAGCCUACAAAGAGAGUUCUAGGGAAACAGGUUUUCCUAGAAAGUCAUCCAUGUGCUGAGGGACUAUUUCUACUCCUGCAAACAUCUGUGACAACUAUUCUAAUAUCUUUGAUCUUUCUUUAAUAACACUUGCCUUCUGGCAGGAAAAAAGAUUUAAAGUGUAUCUUAUCCAAUUUGAAAAUUAUUUGCGUAUUUUUCCUUUCAUUGGACUGCUAAGCGAAAUUUCCCUACCCAUGAGUUUCUUGUGUGGCUAGGUAGAAAGAAGAGUUACAUGGAAACUUCCCAGGUGGUCUGGGAAGAGAUCUCCAGCCUGGAGGCUGGUUCAACUGUGGGAGAUCAAUCCCCUGGCAAUUCCAAAACUCCAAAAUAGCUAUAAAUGUGAGCAGCUUUACUGUGCCAUCCUUGAUCCAGUCCAGCAAUGUCCUCAGAAAAACAGCCUGUAUGCCUCAGUAUUUUCAGUCAGUGAUCCCUGACAGCAAUAGUAUAGAAGUACAUUGUCCUUGUUUCCCUUAUGCUUCUGCAUCUGUAUUUCUAAGAACCUAUGGAUCAUCACAGUCUAGCAGAGAUCCCUGAACUGUAUAAACGAAUAGCAAACAGACAGUGCAGCAUUUCAGACUGUUAUGUGCAAGUGGUAACACAGGUAAUAAGGUAAUACAAAAACAUGAGUGGGACACACACAGGCCUGUGUCUCCAGUGUGGGGUUUUCCAGAAGAGGAUGUUCUUUCUGCUAGACCUAGCUGAUAAUGCAUAGGCAUUGAAAUGCCUUAGUAAAAGUUGUUCUAUGAGUUCUGUGAGAGAAAAAUUCACUUCAGUGUAAGAUUCAAUUCAGUGUUUUGUCUCCAGUUCAUGUGGCAAAAUGAAACAUUCAGGCAAAAUACUUAUCUUGACGCUUAAGAGGAGCUGAAUGAUCCAAAGUGGGGUAAGUGGAGAUGUGCAAUUCAAAAACAAAUUUCUUAUUUUGUAUGUUGUUUUGUUAUGUAUUUGGUGCCUUAACUCUUUAUAAUCUAACGUUAAAUAUACUGUACAAGUGAUAGUUUAGUGGUUAAGAGUACUUUGAUGAUGUUACUGAACUAGCCUACAGGAACUGUAGCAACAACUGAAGUCUCAGUGGGAGAGUUCUCUUGCGUGUUUAAUUAAUAAUCCAUUGAUAAACAGGAGUCGAAGAAUUUAAAGAGCAUAUAAAAGUUUUAACCAUAGAUUGAGACCAAAGGUAUCAAAUUUCCAACUUCAAAGGUUUGUGUCAGUAAGAUAAAGGUACAAUCUCUUCUAUGCUGUGUAAACAAAAAUGAAAAUGUAAUUCAGCUGCCCAGUAGUGCAUGUUUGUCAAAAUCUCUAGACUCUUAUCUCUACUAUGACAAACCACACUAAUUCUAGAGGGCGUUAAUUGAAUGUAGUCAUCCACUGGUAUGGGGGAGCUGAGAUGAGUUAGAGUUGCAAUAAAUUAAAAUUUAAGUCCAAAACGGCAUAUAGACUUACGCCUAAUUCCUGCCUCUUACCUGAAUCUAGAAGCUCCAGUUGCCAUAAGCCACUUUGCAGUUUACAAGGUGCAGUGCAGCUUCUACUUGAACACAUUCGCUUGCUGAACACACCUGGUUCUGGUAGAAUGCACUGAGAGAGAGAGAGAGAGAGAGAGAAGGAAAAAAUGAAGGUGGAAUGUUCCAGUCUGAGGAAGUUAAGUAUAACAGACAGCAAGUUGGUGGGAAAGAUGAACUGCCUUUUCCAAAGCCAUAAAUACCAGUCUACAGUAAAAAAAAAGGAGGUUUGUCUACUGUGGUAAAUCAGCAGCCUUAGUAAACUAAGGGCGAUGGGAGAUAGCAUUGUUUUUUUCCUACAGUUUUCAAGAAAAUAGGUAAGAGGCAUAAGCUAUCCAUAUCACAAACUAAAAGCUGCUGCAGCAGAUAUACUUUUUUUCCACUUCUAUACAUACGCAGGUAAUGAAAAGAGGAGGUGGAGAAACAGGAGAAAUCAAGUGAACAAAUUCUAUUUGCCGAUGCAGCCCUAUCCAGAUGGGGAGACUGUUCCAUGCAGUAUAGUAUACUAGUAUAGGAAUACUGGUAACUUAUUUGUACAAUAUUCUAGACAGUUUGCUCUUGAACAGAACAGAAUGGUAACAAGGGAAAGCAGAUACUGCUUCCAGAACUACAUGUUGUAAUGUAUGAAUUUCAGAUCACUAAUACUGGUGUAUAACUAUAACAAAGUAGGUUCAUCUUACCAUGAAAGCUUAUUUUGAAAUUCUAUCCACUUACAUUUCUUAAGCUAACAGCAAGUUUAAUUAUAGCACUAAUCUGUAAGGGAGUAUAGCAGAAGGUAAGUUUUAGCUUUGUAUUUCAAAGCUGCUGUAAGUUGGUUAACAGUGUUCCAUGGAAAUAACUUGAUGUACUUAUUUGUGCUCAUUUCUAUGUUCUUAGAAAAGCACAAGCUUCUGUAAGCAUAACCACCACAAAGCUACUCAGGGUACUUUGUCAUCUCAGCAGUGGACACUAACUGCAUCUUAAGUCAGCAGGCACAAAUAGAUCAAGCUUAAUUAAGAGGAACAGAACAUCUUGGCAGGUUUGCUUUACUACUGGUACUGUUAUAAUUUAAUGAUCUAUGCAUAUGGAAAUGUGUGUAUUCCUGCACUUCUAGUAUAACUUACAGUUCUGCAAGAGCAUCCUGCAUACUAAACAAGUGAAACAUAUUCAGAGUAGAGUAUUAUUUUUUCAUUAUUCCCACAAAGGGCUGAUUAUAAGCAAUUGCAGAGUGAUAAUGCUCAAAGCAGAAUAGCUGUGGGCUGAACAGUAUUCAGAGCAGUACAGCUUUCAGAAAUUUAGUGAUAUGAAUUUAGUUAUGAAACUUCUAAUUCACUGUAUAGGUUAUUUCUUGCGUUUUCAAACUAGCAUCACUAGUUCCCUGCUCAAAGUAACGGGAUAAAGUCAAGUGUAGUUUUCCAACAACACAUUAUUACAUGGAAAUGUGCUGGAAGAAAACUGAGGUUAUACUGCUGAGAACAUGUUCUACUUUACAGAGCCAUUCUCUGGGCAAUGCUGCAUAAUUUAAGAGUGGGUAAAUAUGCCUUCAGGGACAACAGAACACAGAACAGAUGUUUGAAAAAAACAAACAAACAAACAAAAAAACAACCCAGAAGAAGCCUUGAAGCUUUGUCCACUCAUGCACUUACUCUUCCCUGGAAAAAUGUACAGGUACAUUCAGAUGUGUUAGUGAGUUAUAGAUCAGAUAUCACAAAGGCCUUUAAGGGUGAAUGUUUUAAAGGCAGUCUCCUUUGGACAGAAAAUAAAGGAAGUUGUCUCUGUCUUCCAGUUCCGAAGUACAGCAUCGUAUUUCUGAUCCUAACCCUAAAUCAAUAAUUAUUGAUCAAACUGACUAAGCUUUUUAGGUUGAUGAGCUCUCUACAAAGCAUUUCUGUUCUCCUCUUGAGCCUCUGCAGGGGCCAACAACUGGUGCUUAACUACUACUUCUACUGCAGAAGGUCACCUGUCCUCCAGCUGUCUCAGAACCUUCUGGGACACUUGCACUUCUAAGAGAGCAACACUGCUAUGGGGGUAAUUCUCAAAAGUGCUAAAUACAGUGGAGCAAAUCCCCGUGGGCUGUACACUUUCUUAAGUCCUGCCCAGGUCUUAGUGGCAAAGUUGAGCAUGAAACCUGUACUGCCAAAAAUACCUGCCCCUUAAGAAGAAAGACAUCUGAAGGUGACUUUGAGGAAAGGAUGAUGUCUUCCACAUUCAACUCAUAAGCUUAAAAACAAACAAACAAAAGCAAGGAAAAAAAAAAAAGCUGCGCUUCCACUAAAAAUCACCACCACUCUUAUCAAUUCAAACAACCGCUGUUAAUUCGGGCUAAAAUAUCUCCCCUGUGUAGCCCAAACUACCACCAUCACCAUCUGAAGAAUUUUUAAACAAAGACUCACCUGGAGACAGAUCUCUGCUAAGAGAGUACAUACUGCAAGGAAGACAGGUAAUCUGGCAAUGCAGUAUGAUGUUACUUUUCUAAUGACAAUUACUCCAGGACAAGGAAAAGACUGAGGCAGGGCUUUGGGGCAGUGUUUCAUGCUCAGCAAGCUUGCAGAGGGAAGGAAUGCAAUUCUAUGAAUCACUUGUACUGUAUUUCUGUUUCUAGACUUGAAUGAAUUUCACUUUUCCUUUGUGGGUCAGCAUAGUAAACAUUAAUGAAAAGGUCUAUUUUUAUAAAUCUCUUUCACCAGUUGAGAGGGCUGACCUGCAGCCACCAGAUAGACUUAUUUAUCCAUAGAGGACAGAAUGUUUAUUUUUACACUAAGAUUACUUACAGCAUUGAAUAAAACAAGGCCUUUGAUCUAAAUCUUAAUAGUAUCACCAAAUUGCAGAAGUAUGUAUGGUGGACAGUUCCAUGUUUCUUCCCAGUAAGUCUCUCAAAAGAAGUUACUCAGAAAUAAACUUCCAAAUGAAGUACAAGAGAUCCUUGUGAUCUAACUACAGGAAAUUUACGAACCAGGAGAAAACUCAAUAAAGUGAGCUAGAUCUCACUAGCUAAAAAAACCUGCAAAUGUAAAGUAAAUGGAAUGUUCUUGGGAUAUUGAGUUGCUUCCUCACGUGAUGCUGUACCCGGUACAUCUGGCUUCAUUUGGCUUCUGUGUUGUGGUUUAUAUGCCAGCCACUGUUAUAAAAACUGUACACAACACCUAUAUUUGCACUGUAAUCUUAAUUCAUUUGCCACUGAUUGUAACCCAAUGCUACAGACUUCUCUGUAUAUAAAACCAUAACCAUGUCCCACUUGCUUUCAAUAGCAUACAAUAAAGGCUUAUAUCUCUAUACUUA
Messenger RNA from Gallus gallus (chicken), 8999 nucleotides. RefSeq names its product spermatid perinuclear RNA binding protein (gene STRBP). Lineage: Eukaryota; Metazoa; Chordata; Aves; Galliformes; Phasianidae. Bases 268 to 2235 code for a protein of 655 amino acids. The record is from RefSeq and is a predicted model, not a curated record. Gene Ontology annotation, molecular function: double-stranded RNA binding; single-stranded RNA binding. Gene Ontology annotation, cellular component: precatalytic spliceosome. The transcript is spliced from 19 exons.